Messenger RNA from Amphibalanus amphitrite, 4551 nucleotides. Its product is annotated as ankyrin repeat domain-containing protein 27-like. The record is from RefSeq and is a predicted model, not a curated record. Gene Ontology annotation, molecular function: SNARE binding; guanyl-nucleotide exchange factor activity. Gene Ontology annotation, biological process: early endosome to late endosome transport; neuron projection morphogenesis. Bases 213 to 2909 code for a protein of 898 amino acids. Gene Ontology annotation, cellular component: late endosome; neuron projection; tubular endosome. NCBI's taxonomy places the organism in Eukaryota, Metazoa, Arthropoda, Thecostraca, Balanomorpha, Balanidae. The transcript has 2 exons.
UAGGGCGGUGUGCGUCGCUGGCGCUGGUCGGUACUGCGAUUGGGGUGUGGUGCUGAGCUGCGUGAGAACACUUUUCAUCUCCACUUUCAUCUGGCUGCUCUUGACCGAUGAAGAGGACAUCUCAUGCUUUAUGCAUGAAUGCUUUCAGCAGUGAAACUUAGUAGUGCAUUACAUACUGGUGAUGGUCUGAGUUCUGACACUGGUCACUGAGGAUGGAUCACCCUGGAGGUGCGAGCCAUUAUGAUGAAGAUCUCAUCGAAAAUCCCUUCUUCAAGGACUUGUGCAUUAGGUUUCCUGAUGCUUACAGCAAGGCCGUAUCUGAUGGCUGGGUCAUCUGCAUCCCUCGCUCCGGCAGCUACAAGGCUGUGGACCUGACUGACAGUGACAUCCUGUCUCACAUUCUUGUGCCUGAUAGUGAUGACCACAGCUCAUUUCACACUAUCACCAACAAGCAUGUGAAGAAGAAGAACAAUGCAUACAUCCUGGAGGAAGAUGGGGCCAUCCACGAACAGAGUGUACACAUUCUCUUCACUGAGACAUGCUACUCAGAGGAGCUCAAGAAGCAUGAUAUCUGUUGCCUGGAGCGGCCACUGUGCACGUCCGGCAGCCCCUACUACCAGGUGCGAGCUGAACUGCAGACUCUGAGUGGGAUGCAUGAUUGCCUGAGUUUCCUAUGGUCUGUGGGGAACGGACACAGUGCGGUCAAUGCUGUGAACAGGUGCUGCGGAAUGUUUGUGGAAAGCCACCCAAAUCUGAAGGUUCUGAGCCUUCAGCAGCUAUGGGAGAAGGUUGGUCAGCUGUACUCGAAAGCACUCAAAGUUUUCUGCGAGAAGGGUCAUAUUGUGGACCAGUUAAAGGAGGAUUUUCACUUUGCUGAAUCUGUGAAACUGGCUCUUGAAACAUAUGUCCUGUACCUGCUGUAUCAGAAGUUGAUGGAAUGUCUGCUUGCCAUCACUGCUGUUGAUGAUGCCAAGCUGAACAAGACAAUCCAAAACCUCCAGGAGUUGCAGCCAUGCGACCUCGGCAUCAGGCCAGUGUACGAGCCGAGCCUCCAGUCUGCCAGACAACAGAUGCAAAAACUGACCCGACAACACCACCCUCUCGGCAAGUUCCUCACUCUGAGGCGGGUCACUCGCGAGUUUGACCAGCAGCCUCACAACAGUGACACCACCUCUUCCUCCAGUGAAGAGCCUCCUCCUGGCACACAGCUGUCGUCAGACGACCUGCUACCCAUCUUCAUCUACCUGGUCCUCCACACGUCGAUCGCCAGCUGGACGGCUCAGCUGGUGCUGAUGAAGAUGUUCCACUUCUCGGCCAGCUCCUGUAACCACGACCAGUACGGCUUCCUGGCGGCCACGCUCGAGGCAGCUCUGGAGCACAUCAAGUCGGGAGCUCUCGGAGACGAAGAGCCACUCCCAGAGGCUCUUGCCGACGAGGCAGCCGCAGCUUCAUCUCACGAAAACAUGACGGAAUCGUCUUCAGAAAGCACCUCUGCGUCAGGACCUUCGGACAAUCAGCCUGAGGGUGCGGGCACCGCGAACUCGCCGCCUACCGGCGCCGUGUCCGUCCCAGAGAUGUUUCAUCAUGUGGCGCGUGACGAUGCCGAAGCACUAGCUGCCAUCCUAGACUCCCGUCCCGAGUCGGAGCCCCCGGCGCGGCCUCUCUGCCAUCCCCUGUGCACCUGCUCUGAGUGUCGUCUCGCGCAGCAGCGGCGCGCCGGCGUGGCGCCGACAGUCGCCUCCACGGACGGCGCCGGACGCACCGCUCUCCACCUGGCAGCCUCUCACAGCUCUGUGCGCUGUAUUGAGCUCCUCACCUCCCGCGGUGCCGUGCUGGACGCCCGAGAUCUCUCCGGCGCCACACCGCUGCACUGCGCGGCGGCGCGCGGUCACCAGGGCGCCGCACUGCUUCUGUUACACCUUGGAGCGUCCGCGGGUCGGCGAGACGCACGAGGCAAUACGGCACUUCACCUGGCAGUGAAUAACGGCCAUCGGGGCGCGGCGCAGGCGCUGCUCUACCACGCGGAACAGACGGGAGCGCCGGCCGGUGUGAACGCGCUCAAUGCUGACGGGGACGCCCCGCUUCAUCUGGCCGCCCGCUGGGGGUACGGUGAUGUGGCGCUCCUGCUAGCAGCUCACGGUGCAGCGAGAGAUGUGGUGAACCAUCGAGGUCUGACCCCACUCGACGUGGCACACGAUCAUGUUCUUCGUCGACAUCUAGUGGAUGCGUGUGAUCGAUUCCGACGCAGCGCGCCUAAGCGACUGGUGCGAUUGCGCGGUGCCGAGCCGACGCGGCCGCUGGCUGCGGUUACCUCUCCGCCUGCGGGCCGCGCGGUGCGUCGCCUCUUCGCCGCUAUAGCCGCAGGAGACGAGCGGCUAGCCUGCUUCCAUCUGGGACUGACCGCCGGCAGCGAUGGCUCGGCUCUGUGCCAUCCUCUGUGCGCGUGUUCGAGGUGUGCUCCGCUAGCAGCCCAGCGCAGCGCGGCACCCGUGCCAAUAUCAUGCCAGGACUCAUCAGGAAGGACGCCUCUCCACGCAGCCGCCUCAGCUAAACUCCCCGACCUGACACGACUCCUCCUAGACAGCGGCGCUGACCCAAACCCCGCCGCCACGGACGGGUCAACACCUCUCCACUGCGCCUGUGCCGCUGAGUUUGUACCGGGCGCUGCUGAGCUGAUCGCUCGCGGUGCUGACGUGUGCUGUGCUGAUACUGCUGGGAGGACGGCUCUGCAUGUGGCUGCCGGCCGAAGGAACGCUGACCUGUGUCGGCGACUGCUGAGGGCUGGUGCGGACAGGACGGCCCGCUGUGCGCGGGGUCUGACUCCGCUCGAUCACGCUGGGAAGGGCAGACAGGUCCUCAGUAGAGUGUUUGUGGAAAUGGCCGGAAAGGCGGCAGCUGAGGAUGAGUGAGGGAGAGGGGAGAGAGUGAGAGGGACGGGAGCAUUCCGGAGGGAGUGGAAUGUGGAUUUUCUAAACUUGAUGAUUGUUUGGCGUUGAUUGUUCAUGAAUUGUGUAAUAAUCACCGAGCCUUACGUAAUAAUCGGUUUGAGUGUUUCGUUAGUAAUUGAAGGCACUAGACUCUAGAUGUGCUGUUGUUUAAAUGUACUCUGAAAUGCGUGUGAAACGCUGCCGUGUAGUCAGCUCUUUUAAUCAAAAGCGUAACUCCUAGGUGCUUUGAUUUUCAUAGUCGAAUGUGAAUGCACACGUUCGCGGAUGUGUUGAUAAGUUCGAGAUUGUUACGGAAUUAUUAUGUACAAAUGAUGCGUUCCACAAAUCCAAUUUGUUAUCGUUGCUGUUGACUAGAUUACGGGCGUUUUGACAUUACGUCGUGUAUCACAUGCUUGCACCAGGGGCGCACUAUAUCAGCGCCAUGUCUGCUUUUGCAGACAUGCCCAGAUUCAUCAUACUCAAAAUAACAAAUUUGUAUCGGCUCUGCACGGGUGGAGAAUUGUGCUGGACUGGGGGUGCUCGAGCUCUCCCAAUUCCACGCCGGCCACGCCGGCUUGGCUUUGGAGCCGCGGCCGGGCGGCGCGGGUCAAGGUCACCGCUAGGCGGCGGCGGAUUUGCUGCGCCCGAGCACCCCCAGCUGGUCACAAUUCUCCACCUAUGCGGCUCUGACAUAAUUCUUUUUAGAUGUUAUUGCUUUGAAGCGUUAUUAGGCUAAUGUUUCCAUCUUUCGAUGUAGUGGAUGCAAAUGUAACUUGUUCCUGUAUCGUUGAGUCUGCUGAUGUACCUAUAUUACUACAAUGUUGGUAGGUACUAGUUAAUACUAAUGACCGUAUUUGCUGCAAUAUGCUCUAAAGAUUUCUUGCCAUUUACGUGAUGUUCUUUGACAUUUGUGCCAUUUGCAUUAAUCGUUACUUGAACAGCUGUCCAUAAGCAUGGCAUUACAUAAGUCUAGUAAAUUCGUUAGUCAGCUGAAUUGAACACACGAGGUGAAUGUUGAACUAAUGUAUUCUACACACUGGUCAUUUUGUGACCCCACACUUUGGUGAAACUGACAUACGGUCAGCUGUGGUGCCUUUCGGUCGGUUCUAUUAGGAACAAUGCCGAGCGACUCGUCAGCUUCGUUAUUCACAAACCCUAAUAAUCUUUGGGUCUUGUAUCUGCGAUUUUUGUCAUGUAAUGUUUUCAUGGUGAAGUUUUUCACUCACGUUACAUUCUAAUCUGGGCUGUGAAUUUCGUCUUUUUGGGUGCUGUACCACACGUUAUGUGCUUGGAAUGUAUUUUCGCACGUUUGCUAGAAGGCUGACCACUAACAGCCUUUGGCUUUAUCUCUGUUAUUCGCCAGUCACAAUGUGCUGACAGUCCUCGCCUUUUUUCGAGCCGUGUAGUUGAAUGGAACUUCGUUGUUAAUAACUUCGCUCGUUGCAAGUUGAAGGUGAACUCUGAUUUCAGAUGCCCUUACUCUUUGUAAUAUUCCCUUGGUAACGAGCCAGACGUUCUAUGUGCUCUUAUGUUACUCGUGCUCUGAAUGAAUAAACAACUCUAUUCCAAACCGUCUGUCCGUUUCACGAGUUUAACGCCGGUGAAAGCCACUGCGUACCAGAUA